AUGCUAGAACACAUUGAGGGUCGUCUCACGUUUCCGUCCCCACCAGCAGCGAAUUGUCUGUUUGACGAGACAACAGCGUGGUAUUACUUCCUCGCGGACAUCGCCACCCGGCGUUUGAUCAACCGCAUCAUCGAUGCCAAGGUCGAAAUAUCGGCGUGUCCUAGCGAAGCGCAAGCCAGGUCUUUGCUACGAUUGUACGAGGGUUUUGGCUCACAGCUGCAAGACUGGUAUCUAUCCCUUCCACCAGAAAUAUCGUUUCCUCCGCCGGAUGCAACUACCGCACUCGAGCCAAACAUUUACAAAAGCAUCCUUCGUUCGAGGUAUCUCUUUAUCAAGGAGCUUUUGUGCCGGCCGUUCGUUCGGCUGUGUCUCAAUUAUGACCUUGAACUUUCCAGUGCUCUGGAAGAUGAGAUAGUCAGUAUAGCUUCCCAGGGUCUUCAGUAUCGCGCCUGGAGACUCAAGGCUAUGGACCGGAUGAACAAGAUCGAUCAUGGACUGUGGAUAUGGAUUCGGAAUAGUACAGGUUGUUCCAUGAUACUCAUUGGCGCUGCUCGGAGCCUCCAGUUCCAAUCUACCACUGUAUCUCGGCGACUGGUUCUUCCUCAAGACUGGCGCGAGAUUGUUGUUUCCUUUUUAAAUGGGCUUGAGAAGUAUGCUCGCGAAACGAGAGGGGGCGUAGCUUCACUCUAUCGACUUGGGAGAUGUGGUCUUAACGGGUUCUAG
This is a messenger RNA of Fusarium verticillioides 7600, 723 nucleotides long. RefSeq lists its product as hypothetical. Bases 1 to 723 code for a protein of 240 amino acids. Lineage: Eukaryota; Fungi; Ascomycota; Sordariomycetes; Hypocreales; Nectriaceae. The record is from RefSeq and is a predicted model, not a curated record. The transcript has a single exon.